Messenger RNA from Jaminaea rosea, 2290 nucleotides. RefSeq lists its product as hypothetical. The transcript is spliced from 2 exons. Gene Ontology annotation, cellular component: mitochondrial inner membrane. The coding region runs from base 130 to 2193 and encodes 687 amino acids. Gene Ontology annotation, molecular function: iron-sulfur cluster binding; electron-transferring-flavoprotein dehydrogenase activity. The record is from RefSeq and is a predicted model, not a curated record. Gene Ontology annotation, biological process: electron transport chain. NCBI's taxonomy places the organism in Eukaryota, Fungi, Basidiomycota, Exobasidiomycetes, Microstromatales.
CACAGCAGCAGCCACAGCAGCCACCCAGCAGACACGCAUCCGGCGGUCGUCUCAAUCAAGACAUUUGACCCGGUGCUGCCGUGUCCAUUGUCACUCUUUGCCACCACACCAUCACCAACCAUCCUCAUCAUGAUCGCGCAACGCCUGCCAUCGGCGAGAGCGGCUCUUCGUCAGGCGUCGUCGAGCGCUUCGGCGACGGCAUCAUCGACUUCUUCAUGCAGUAACAUCACCCGAUCAGCUCGCUUCUCCUCUUCAGCAUCAAUAGCAUCAUCAUCACCAGCAUCAGCCAACACUCCAUCACGGUCAGCAAUCGCCACCCCCAGGCUAGGUCGUCGCUCCCCUCAGCAGCUGGCCAGUCUGCAGCAACAUCGCGCCUUUGCCACCUCUAGGCCUGCUCGCCAAGCCACCCCAGUCGAGGAGUACGUUGCCUCCGAAGAGGAUGGCUUCGACAUUUCGUCAGUGGAGCGAGCAAAGGACGAGGCAGACGUCAUCAUCGUUGGCGGUGGUCCAGCAGGGCUGAGCGCAGCCAUUCGCAUCAAGCAGCUGGCAGAGGAAAAGGGAGAGGACAUCAGAGUCGUCGUACUUGAGAAGGCGGCCGAGGUCGGCAAUCAUAUCCUGUCAGGCGCAGUCAUUCAGACGAAUGCGCUUGAUGAGUUGCUACCCAACUGGAAAGAACUGGGAGCCCCACUGAACCAGGAGGCAACUGAGGACACGAUGCGCUUCUUGACGCCUACGGGCUCCUUCCCGAUGCCUCAUCCGCCACAGAUGAACAACAAGGGCAACUACAUUGUGUCUCUCUCACGCGUGACAGCCUGGCUAGGCGAGCAGGCAGAGGCGGCUGGCGUCGAGAUCUACGCUGGUUUUCCCGCUGCGCAGGCAAUCUGGAAUGACGAGGGCACAGGUAUCAAGGGUGUCGUCACGGGAGAGGUCGGCCUUGACAAGAAGUCACAGCCCAAGGACACUUUCGAGCCCGGUAUGGAGUUCCAUGCCCCUCUGACCCUCUUUGCAGAGGGAGCUCACGGCUCGCUCAGCCAGGAGAUCAUUCGCCGUCUCAAGCUGCGCGAAGCAGUCGGAGCUGACCCUCAGACGUACGGUUUGGGAGUCAAGGAGGUAUGGCGCGUCAAGCCCGAGAAGCAUCAGGCUGGCCUUGUAGGCCAUACGCUCGGCUGGCCCCUCGACUUCAAGACGUACGGCGGUUCAUGGCUCUAUCACAUGGAGGACAACAUGGUAUCCAUCGGCCUUGUCGUCGGUCUCGACUACGAAAACCCAUACCUUUCCCCCUUCCGCGAGUUCCAGCGUAUGAAGCACCAUCCCUACUUCGCCGAUCUUCUUGAAGGUGGCGAAUGCAUAGCCUAUGGUGCGCGUUCGCUCAACGAAGGUGGAUACCAGUCCAUCCCUAAGCUCAACUUCCCCGGAGGAGCCUUGAUCGGAUGCUCUGCUGGCUUCUUGAAUGUGCCCAAGAUCAAGGGCACACACAAUGCCAUGAAGUCUGGAAUGGUCGCUGCUGAGACGUACUUCACUGAGUGGGUCAAGCGCAAAGAGGCUGGCGAGCUCACCCCUGCAGCAGAGAAGGAGGAAGAGGCACCGGCCACCCCUUCCUUUGACCUCGAGUCAUACCGUACCAACCUUGACGGCACCUACGUGAUUCAAGAGUUGAAGGAGGUGCGCAACCUUCGUCCUUCCUUCCACAACCCUCUUGGUCUCUAUGGCGGCCUCAUGUACUCGGGUCUCGACUCUCUCAUCCUCAAGGGUCGUGUACCCUUCACGCUUCACCACCAGGGCGAGGACUACCAGUCAACGAAGCCAGCCAAAGAAUGCCAGCCUAUUGACUACCCCAAGCCCGAUGGCAAGCUUUCCUUCGAUAUCCUCACAUCGGUCAGCCGAACGGGCACGAACCAUACCGACGACUCGCCUUCGCACCUCGUCGUCAAGGAGGGAGACUACAAGGGUCACGUUGAGCGCAAUGUCGGCGAAUUCGGCAGUCUUCUGGGUCGUGCCUGCCCUGCGCAGGUGUACGAGUAUCAGGAUGCAGAGGAGGAAGGAGGUAAGGAUGAGCAUGCCUUGGGCAAGAAGCUGGUCGUCAACAGCCAGAACUGCAUUCAUUGCAAGCUGUGCAGCAUCAAGGUGCCGGAUCAGAGUAUCAAGUGGUGCACGCCCGAGGGAGGAGGAGGACCCGCGUACUCGAUCACGUAGGCGUGUGCGGUCCACGAGGGUUUGAAUGGCUCGACCGCCGCUUGUCGACGCCUCUCGCUCUACUGCAGCUAAUUGCAUUUUGAUUCAAAGUGACAUG